Messenger RNA from Protopolystoma xenopodis, 261 nucleotides. The record is from the annotation of a GenBank genome assembly. Lineage: Eukaryota; Metazoa; Platyhelminthes; Monogenea; Polystomatidea; Polystomatidae.
AUGUCUCAGCAUCCUUUUGGAUUUAAUAAUCGCCAGUACAGCUUGGAUAGUGUGUACAAUGAACGGGCUGCUCCUCGAAUGUCGCAGUUCUACUAUGAUGCACGCCACCAUCAUCCGGUUAUCCCGGUCUCCGGGACUGGAGCUCCCCACUACGCUCAGGUGGGUUGUCAAGACACAGCAUUUGCUAAUUUCGCGGCCCGUGGACUAGUCAAGUCGACGGGCUGUUUAUGGGCUGGCGGGGCGCCGGGAUUGAUUUGGUAG